Molecule: messenger RNA, 565 nt
Organism: Merops nubicus (carmine bee-eater)
Lineage: Eukaryota; Metazoa; Chordata; Aves; Coraciiformes; Meropidae
Product: DENN domain-containing protein 1A-like
Exons: 7
Biological process (GO): endocytic recycling; endocytosis
Cellular component (GO): cytosol; clathrin-coated vesicle
Molecular function (GO): phosphatidylinositol phosphate binding; guanyl-nucleotide exchange factor activity
Source: RefSeq, a predicted model, not a curated record
UUACCUCCCAUGGUUUGAAGUCUUUUAUAAGCUCCUCAAUGUCUUGGCAGAUUAUUCAGCAAAAGGACAGGAUAGUCAAAGGAGUGAGCUCCUAGAAACAUUUCAUAAACUUACCAUCCCUGAGCCAGGAACUUCAGUUCAUCUUGGAGUGCACUCUUACUUUACUGUGCCUGACACCAGAGAGCUCCCUAGUAUACCUGAAAAUAGAAAUCUGACAGAGUAUUUUGUAGCAGUUGAUGUCAACAACAUGCUGCAUCUCUAUGCCAGUAUGCUGUACGAACGCCGCAUCCUCAUUUGUUGUAGUAAGCUGAGCACUUUAACUGCCUGCAUUCAUGGGUCUGCAGCUAUGCUCUACCCGAUGUUCUGGCAGCAUGUUUACAUUCCUGUUCUGCCCCCACAUCUGUUGGACUACUGCUGUGCCCCAAUGCCCUACCUCAUUGGAAUACAUUUAAGUCUGAUGGAGAAAGUAAGAAACAUGGCCCUGGAAGAUGUAGUGAUUCUUAAUGUGGACACCAACACACUGGAAACCCCUUUUGAUGACCUUCAGAGUCUUCCUAAUGAUGUG